Messenger RNA from Maniola jurtina (meadow brown), 4429 nucleotides. It is a transcript of the gene SA1, whose product is annotated as cohesin subunit SA-2. Gene Ontology annotation, cellular component: nucleus; chromatin; cohesin complex. The transcript has 20 exons. Lineage: Eukaryota; Metazoa; Arthropoda; Insecta; Lepidoptera; Nymphalidae. Gene Ontology annotation, molecular function: chromatin binding. The record is from RefSeq and is a predicted model, not a curated record. Gene Ontology annotation, biological process: sister chromatid cohesion. Bases 232 to 4152 code for a protein of 1306 amino acids.
CUGUGGAGGCGUCUGCGUGCGCCAUUUUUCCCGUCAUCCAUUGUUAUUUUUCCGAGUGUGCUAUUGAUUUUUGUAAAUUUAGAAGAACCUUAAACAAAAUCAAUAGAUAAAAUGUUUUUGAGCAAAGUUUGUAGUGCCUCAAUAUCGUAGCACCUGCUUUAGGAAAGUAAAAAUGUGAAGUUUUGUUAUUGUAAAUGAAUUUUUGAUCAAGAGAGUGAGAACAACGCCAAAAUGCAUCGACGAGGUGGGAAACGCAUCCGAAUGGAUGACCCACCUCCGGAGUACGUGAAUCCUAUGACUCCAGCUACUCCGGCGGCCGACUACGGGGCUCCGCCUGAACCCGAGCCGGUGGCACCCAUCAAUACCAUCACGAGAGGCGCCAACGCGGUGUCACCGUUUAGGACGCCGGAAGCGCUUCAGGAGGAGCCGGGAGAGACGCCGGAGGAGGAAGCGCGGUCGCCGUCCCCGGCACCGAGCAAGCGGAUCACGCGCAGUCGAGGCCGCGGCGGUGACGGCGGCUACGUGGGGCGGCUGGCCGAGUCGCCGCCGCCGCCGCCACUGCGGCGCCGCGGGCGAGGUGGGCGCGGGCGCGGACGUGGCCGCGGCGCCGCGCCGCCGCCGGCCUACUCGCCGCCGCCGGUGUUGCUGCCGGGCGACGAUGAGAACAGCCUCUACAACAUUCUACGCUUCAACAAAACUGCUAUUAACCAAGUGGUGGACAUGUGGAUAGAGGAGUACAAGAGCAACAGGGAGAGUGCUCUGGUGCAGCUCAUGCAGUUCUUUAUCAACUCCUCUGGAUGCCGUGGCAAGGUCACUCCCAACAUGGCACAGAUGGAUCACACCCUCAUCAUUAAGAAGAUGACGCAGGAGUUUGAUGAGGAAAGUGGCGAGUAUCCACUGAUCAUGACGGGGCAGACGUGGAAGAAGUUCCGCUCUAACUUCUGCGAGUUCAUCCAGACCCUGGUGAAGAUGUGCCAGUACUCCAUCAUCUAUGACCAGUACCUGAUGGACAAUAUCAUCUCUCUGCUCACCGGCCUGUCCGACUCACAAGUGCGGGCCUUCAGGCACACUGCCACACUGGCUGUGAUGAAGCUGAUGACGGCGCUGGUAGACGUGGCGCUGCUGACGAGCGUGAACUGCGACAACUGCCUGCGCCAGUACGAGGCGGAGCGGCUCAAGGCGCGCGACAAGCGCGCCAGCGAGCGCCUGGAAGUGCUGGUGGCGAAGCGCCAGGAGCUGGAGGAGAACAUGGAGGAGAUCAAGAACAUGCUGUCCUACAUGUUCAAGUCUGUCUUCGUACAUCGCUACAGGGACACACUGCCGGACAUCAGAGCAAUCACUAUGUCAGAGAUAGGCAACUGGAUGGAGAAGUUCCCUGCUCACUUCCUGGACGACCUCUACCUCAAAUACAUUGGUUGGACUCUGCAUGACAAGGUGGGUGAGGUGCGCCUGCGCUGCCUGCAAGCGCUGCAGCCGCUGUACGAGUGCGACGAGCUGAAGAGCAAGCUGGAGCUGUUCACGUCCAAGUUCAAGGACCGGAUAGUGUCCAUGUCGCUGGACAAGGAGACGGAAGUCGCCGUGCACGCCGUGCGACUCGUCAUCGCUAUACUGAAGAUGCACCCGGACGUGUUGACGGACAAGGACUGCGAGAACGUGUACGAGCUGGUGUACUCGUCGUGGCGCGGCGUGGCGGCGGCGGCCGGCGAGUUCCUCAACGUGCGCCUGUUCCGCUGCGACGACGCCGCCGCCCCGCCGCUGCGCUCGCGCCGCGGCAAGGAGCGCCUGCCCAACACGCCGCUCGUGCGCGACCUGGUGCAGUUCUUCAUCGAGUCUGAGCUCCACGAGCACGGCGCCUACCUGGUGGACUCGCUGAUCGAAUCCAACCCCAUGAUGAAGGACUGGGAGUGCAUGACGGACCUGCUGCUGGAGGAGGCCGGCCCGGGCGAGGAGGCGCUGGACAAUAGACAGGAGUCAUCACUCAUCGAGCUGAUGCUGUGCUGCGUGCGGCAGGCCAGCACGGGCGAGCCGCCGGUGGGCCGCGGCGCCUCGCGCAAACACCACCAGGUGCUGUCCAAGGAGCAGGCCAAGAUGGUGAGCGACGACCGUGCCAAGAUGACGACCCACUUCAUGGUGACGUUGCCGGCGCUGCUGGAGAAGUACGGCGCGGACGCCGAGAAGCUCACCAACCUGGUGGCCAUCCCGCAGUACUUCGACCUGGAGCUGUACACCACGCAACGCCAGGAGGGGAACUUGAACCUGCUGCUGGCGAUGAUCCGCGACAUCGUCCAGAAGCAGACGGAAGCCGAGGUGCUGGAGACGUGCGGGCGCACGCUGGAGUUCCUGUGCAGCGAGCAGCACGCCGUGUACACGCGCUGCAACGUGGCGCGCGCCACCGUCACCGACGCGUGCGUCAACCGCUACAAGGAGGCCAUCGACGAGUACCGCAGUCUCAUCGAGGGGGGCGAGACGCCGGACCAGGACGAGUCGUUCAAUGUGAUCAACUCGCUGCGCAAGGUGUCCAUCAUGUACAUGUGCCACAACCUCAACGACACCAACAUCUGGGACUCGCUGUUCGAGGACCUCCCCAAGUGCGUCAAGCAGAACGAGACGCAGAUGCCCACACAGGCUCUGGUGUACGUGGUGCGGUCGUGCUUCUACUCCGUGCUGUGGUCGCUGCACGAGCUGGAGGAGCGAGGCGCCGCCAGCGAGGAGGCGGUCAGCGCGCUGCGCGAGCGUCUGUACGCCUACACCGCGCACUGCCGGGAAAUCGUCGCCAACGGCGUCUCGUCCGACUUGCGGGAGGAGGCGUACACGAGCAUCUGCGAUCUGCUGAUCUUCUUCGCCGAGACGCCGGCGACAGCGGGCGGUGCGCGCCGGCUCUCGCUCGAGGCUGACGCGCCUCUCUGCGACCUGCUCAACGACUUCGUGCAGGAGUUCGUCUUCGUGCACCACAACUACGACGGUCAAGACGAGAGACGCAUCGAGGAGCUGCACAAGCGGCGCAACUUCCUGGCCGCCUACUGCAAGCUCAUCGUGUACAACGUGGCGCCGCUUCGCCGCGCUGCGGACGUCUUCAAGCACUACAUCAAGUGCUACAACGACUACGGCGACAUCAUCAAGGCGACGCUGAGCAAGGCGCGCGAGAUCAACAAGCUCAACUGCGCGCUCACCAUGCAGCUGGCCAUGCAGGCGCUGUUCACGGACCUGCUGCAGAAGCACCCCGCGCCGACGCGCCAGCUGCCGGAAUUUCUCGAGCUGAAGGAGCUGGCGAAGCGCUUCUCGGUGAUGUUCGGGCUGGACGCGGUGAAGAACCGCGAGGCGCUGACGGCGCUGCACCGCGCCGGCAUCACGUUCGCCGCGCUGGACGGCGCCAGCGCCGCCGCGCCGCCGCCCCACCUGCUGUUCCUGGAGCCGCUGGCCGAGUUCUCCGGCAAGCUGCUGAAGCAGGACAAGCGCACCGUGCUCAAGUUCGCGGAGUCGCGCUUCGCGGCGGUGCAGUGGGGCGAGGAGUGGGCGCCGCUGCUCGCCUACCGCCACUCGCUGCUGACGGACGCGCCCGAGGAGCGCCCGCCGCCCGCGCGCCGCCACUACACACGCCGCAACCGCGGACAGAACGAAGAGGAAGAAGGCGAAGACAACGCCGAGUCCGACUCCGAGCCGCCCGGGAUAUCCGCGUCCAGACGCCGCCGCACGUCCUCCUCGCGACGCUCCCGAUCCUCCCGCAAGAAGGCGCGCCCCUCCCCCAUUCCCUCCAAGACGCCGGCGCCCAGCCUCGCCUCCUCGCACAGGGACAAGUCUGAGUCAUGCACACAUGGAGUCAGGGACACGCCUGCGACGUCCUCAUCGCCUGAGAAACCUCCAAGCGACAAGUCUGCGGUGACCUCGUCAGCCACGAGUUCGACCGGCGGCGACGAGUCUGCGCCGUCCUCGCCACCUGAGAGACCUUCCAGCGCCAAGUCUGCGCUGACCUCGUCAGCCACGAGUUCACCCGGCGGCGGCGACGAGUCUGCGCCGUCCUCGCCACCUGAGAGACCUUCCAGCGACAAGUCUGCGCUGACCUCAUCAGUAAGGAGUUCGAUUGACGACAAGUCUGCGGCGCCGAGACGGCAACCCAUCAUACUUAAGUUUUUCAAAUCUAGGAAUGGGUUUUAGCGCAAUAGGUAGUUACCUACUUACAUAAUUGAUGUGGUUUCAAUGUACCUAUACCGAUGCUGUUUAUUUAGAUUUUGCACAUGUUUUACAUAUUGUAGGUCUGAAAAACAGCUCAAGUGCGAGACUCGCACACAAAAUUACCGUUCAAGGUAGGUAUUACUCUAGGCUUCUUUUCCGUGCCUUUCGGUUCAGAGAAAGUAGGUACGUAAAGAUAAGUACAAAGGGAAACAUUAAUUUCGAUGUUAUAAUAUUGAGUAAGAACUUAUUGAUUUUUUGU